Messenger RNA from Penicillium verhagenii, 2682 nucleotides. Its product is annotated as putative regulatory protein Ral2. Lineage: Eukaryota; Fungi; Ascomycota; Eurotiomycetes; Eurotiales; Aspergillaceae. The record is from RefSeq and is a predicted model, not a curated record. Gene Ontology annotation, biological process: cell redox homeostasis. The coding region runs from base 1 to 2682 and encodes 893 amino acids. Gene Ontology annotation, molecular function: protein binding. The transcript has a single exon. Gene Ontology annotation, cellular component: cytosol; mitochondrion.
AUGAUGUCCAGGAGCCAGUCAAGUUUGGGCGGCUUCUUAGAUGCAGGUCAAGAACCGACUGCCACAGGCGGUGUUUCUCCGUCGUUCAACCAACAACCCUCGUCCGGACCGAUCAACCUAUCCGGGUUAGUGUGCAAUGUGCGCCGAACAACCGGCAAGGAGCCUCACCCCCUGGUCGGGGCUACCACCACAAUUUUGGGCGACAAACUAUACGUUUUUGGAGGCCGGAUCCUCUCGCGCAGUCGUCCCAAGUUGACCGCAGACCUAUACGAACUGGAUUUGAUCCGGCGGCACUGGAGCAAAGUCGAAGCGACAGGAGACAUCCCUCCCCCGCGCUACUUCCACAGUGUAUGUGCUCUAGGAGAUAACAAGUUAGUUGCAUAUGGUGGUAUGUCGCCAGCUCCCAGUGCUCCCAAGGAUGCUUCAAACCCCGGCACGUCUGGUGCGGAGACACAGUCGGAGGUAGUUGUUAUGUCAGAUAUCCACAUUUUCGAUGUCCCAUCGCGAACAUGGACACGAGUUGCGUCGCACGAGUCACCGCAAGGACGAUACGCACACUGCGCCACUAUCCUGCCUUCAAGCGCCAGUUUCACUUCGGCUCGUGCACCGCUGUCAGCUCUCCACCACAACCCCGAAUCCUCUACACCCCACCAAGGUUCGAUCGGGGUGGAUAUUGAUGGUUUUGGUGGCGCUGAAAUGGUAGUUGUUGGUGGUCAAGACAGCUCAAACCAUUACAUUGAGCAAACUAGUGUUUUCAAUCUUCGCAGUCUCAAAUGGACUAAUACCAGUCCUCUCGGUCGCAGCUGCGGUGCAUACCGUAGUGUCGUCGCGCCCCUGGUGGGUAUGGACGUCUCCGAAAUUGGGUCUGCUUCCCCUGAUCGAGAUAAUCAUGAGCCGAUUGAGGAAUCAGAAUCACCAGGAUGCCCCAUGCUGAUUUAUUCCAAUUACAACUUCCUCGAUGUUAAGUUGGAGCUGCAAGUGCGCUUGCCGGACGGGCGCCUUGUUGAACGACCGAUGCAGAGUCAAGCAUCCCCACCAGGGCUGCGCUUCCCCAAUGGUGGUAUUAUCAACGGUCAUUUCGUCGUCAGUGGUACUUACCUGACUUCCUCAAAACAAGAAUACGCUCUGUGGGCUCUUGACUUGAAGACUCUGACCUGGGGACGUAUUGACGCUGGUGGAUCGGUAUUUGGUCAUGGCAGCUGGAAUCGUGGUAUUCUUUGGCCACGCCGCAGCUCGUUUGUGAUUCUUGGACACCGCAAGCGUAGCUUGGUCGAUGAUUACAAUCAUCGCCGAAUCAAUUUCUCUCAUAUCUGUCUGGUUGAGCUCGAAGCAUUUGGUCUGUACAACAACCCCUCUCGCACGUCUUCGACAUCGGGAUACAAAUCAUACAGCUCACCUUCGGUGCCAGCUUCUUUGCAGCAGAAGCUGUCGCAACUGACAACUGGUGGACGACCGCUAUCAGCCGCAGCCGAUGAGCUAGGGAAGCUGGCGCUUUCACUGCACGAGAUGUCCGACAUGGAGCUGCAAGCUGUCGGAGGGGAGCGCAUUCCCGUGAACUCCCGUCUUUUGUCUAGACGGUGGGGACCUUAUUUCAUCCAGCUUCUGCGUGAAUCGUCCGAAGGAGGAAUCGCAGAUGGUGGGACUCUUCGCCCUGCCCAAAUCCACCCAAGUCGCAACUCCAGUAUUACCAUCACUCCAUCUAUUGGCCAAAAUAGUCUUUACUCCAAUGCAACAACCCUGGUCAACCCUUCCGCCCCGUCCAAAGCACUCCUUGAAAACCUGGAAGCCCCCUCUGCUCAUGGCCUCGCCCCGACUGCCCGACCCCGUGUGCUUUAUCUCCCUCACACCGUCCUUACGCUCCAGGUACUCGUUCAGUAUCUUUAUACCUCCGCUCUUCCCCCUCCCGGCUCUUCCUUGUGCACACCACAGAUCCUCUGCUCUCUUCUUCAACUUGCUCGGCCUUAUCAGGUAAAUGGUCUUCUUGAAGCCACUGUCGAGCGGUUGCACCAAGUCCUUGAUGGCCGCAAUGCUGCGGCGGUAUUCAACGCAGCAGCAAUGGCAGCAGGUGGCGGCCGAGGUACCGGCUUCACCGGCGGCCUAGGCGGUACGCUGGAAGCCCUGAAUGGCUCGCAGUUCGGGAAUGGCUCCAUGCACAAUGUUUCGGAGGGCACAAAUUCCCAUGACAGUGGUUUAAUGACGUCCGACUCCUCUGACACAGAGCAUGGCGCCAUGCCUCCCUCCGCCGCCAGCAGCACGGGUGAUCUUACCAACUACACGCGUGGCAUCCCAUCUCUCCGCAUUGACACCAAUCUACGUGGCCGGCAGCACCACAGCGCUCGCCGUGAACGCGAAGAUUCUAUAAGCACCGCAAGCACUGCCACCUCAGCUUCUAGCUUCAGCCACUCCGACUCAGAGUUCGUUAGCGAUACUGAAAGCCGCUCACAAUCUCGCGCUCACCAGCGCCGUGGCACGGAUGCCAGCCGCCCAUCCCGCGAGAUUUGGACCGGUGAUUUAUCCAGCGUUAUUGGUCUGCAGAAACGUGGGUUGCGUGGCUUAAUGGAGGGUCGCCGCAUGCGCGAGCGAAGUGUGAAGCCUCCCAGCGUGAGUAGUGGCUCGACUUCUGUGCCUCAAUCAGCAGGCUCAGGAGAACACCACUUCCACAUGCAGGGUGUGGCUGGCUAA